This is a messenger RNA of Insectozyma verbasci, 1248 nucleotides long. Lineage: Eukaryota; Fungi; Ascomycota; Pichiomycetes; Serinales; Debaryomycetaceae. The record is from the annotation of a GenBank genome assembly.
AUGGCUGUUAAUUCAUUUCAACAACAGCAACAACAACCACAAUAUCAACCAACUAUAAUAUCCAGAUCUUCUUCAACUGAAUCACAGAAUACUACUUCAUCUUCAAAUAUUCCAAGAAAAUUAACAUUGAAAUCUAAAUCAAGUUUGAAGAAAUCAUUUUCAAUAUCUAGUAUAAAAUCAAAUCAUUCAAUUAAUCAUCAUCCAUUAAAUGAAACAAUAGAAUAUGAAAGUUCCGAUUCCGAUGAAGAUAGUGAAGAUAAUUAUUAUGAAGAUGAAAAUUGUGAUGAUGUAUCAUUUAGUUCCAAUUCAUCAUUAAAUUCAAAUAAACAAGGUUAUUUAAAUUCUCCUUUGAAUUAUACAUAUCAUUCUACUUCGCCAUAUUCAACUAGUUCAUUCUCAUCAUAUAAUUCAUCAUAUAAUUCAUCAUAUAAUUCAUCUCAAUCUUUAGUUAAAUAUCCAUCAAUUGCUUCAACUACUUCAACUACAACUUGUUGUACUCCAAUAAAUACUACUUCAUGUAAAUUUAAAAAUUCAUUAAAUACUGAAGUUUUUAUCGCUUCUAAAUUUUUUGUACAGCCAAAAACAUCAAUUUAUUCAAUUUUCAAAAAGAAAGUACUUACUCAUUUUAGUAAUGAUACAAUAAGGCUAACAGAUGAAAAAAUACCGACAUUUGAAGAAAAAGAAUUAUUCACAUUUAAUCAAUCUCAACCCCAAAUUACCUCCGAAUUUCAAGGUAAAUCUAAUUUUAAAAAUCGUGAAAAUCGUAUAAAUUCUCAAUUUUUAAGAUUAUAUGCACACGAUUAUAAUGCAAGAUUAGUGUCAUUCACUUUACCCAAUUCAUUUAAUCAAGAAGAUUUAGUAAAGAUUAUUCAGUUGAAUCAAAACUUGAAAAAAUUUCAUUAUCAACAUAAUAUAUAUAAGAUUUCAAAUUUUUCAAGAGAUAAAUUAUGGAAUAGUGUGGUUUUAUCACCUAGAUUAGAUGAACAUCCAAAGGAGAAUAUAAAUUGGGAAAAUUAUAUUAAAUUGGAAGAAGAUUCAACAAGUAAUAAUAAUAACAGUUUAAUAAGAAAGAGUAAUUAUUUACCUUGGGAUCUUAAUAAACGGUCAUUUAGACCUGCUGGUGUAUUACCUAAUGGUAAAAGUUUUUAUAAUAAUAAGGCACCUAAUUCUGGUAUUACAAGAACUCAAUUUACUGUUAAAGGUUGGUGUAAUUCAAGAUGGGUUGCAAAAGAUGGAAAUGAUUUAUGA